GGACAACUGCAAUGAUAGCAGUAAAGAUUACAACCAAUUGGUGACUUCGCCAUUGCUUUGACAUAAAGAGAAAUGAUGGAGUUUUUAUCAUUCUACUCCACGCUUUGCUUCCAUCUUCCGCGCCAUAUUAACUAAUCCCCAAACUAAAAGAUUCUCAUUUUAUCGAAAAGAAUCUAAUUGUCUGUUCACUUCAACUGAAAGUUGACGGAAAGGAAGUGUUAGGAAAUUCCGGGUGCAAUUAUGGUAAAAACUAGAAUCACGAGAUUCUGUUGCACUGAAAUGGACAUUCCAGUGGCAUUGUAAUGAGAUAGAUUGUUAUUUAUUAUGUCUUGAAGACCAAUUUGACGGUAGUGGGCUACUUCCAAUUAUGGCAGACUGUAAUAUUUGACAGGGGUUGGUGAAGAGGAGGAAAGGUUGUUUGAAGUUCAAAGAUGGAGAUAAUAGUAGUGGGAAUAUCUAUGUUAGAGGAAGAAGAGAGCAGAGAACUGUUGUCAUGGGCUAUCAGUGUAGCAGCUCGACCAGGGGACACUGUGCUUGCACUUCAUGUACUAGUUGUGAAGGAUGAUAAGAAGCUUGAGUCAACACAGAACAAGAUGGACAGAGCAAAUGCAUUUACUAUCAAUUUGUUAGGGGCAUUCACAGACCUCUGCCAGGCCAAACAGGUGAAGGUUGAAGCAAAGGUGCUGGUUCACUCUAGUGUGGAGAAAGGUUUGGUUGAUGAGGCAGCUGCUUCGAAGGCUUCAUUUCUCAUUCUUGGAGCUUCAACAGAUCAAAUGAAGAGGCCUACACUAGGAGUGACAAAGUAUUGCAUUCAGCAUGCUCCCGCAAGAUGUUCUGUCAUUACAGUGAAGAGCAGAAGAAUUCCAAACCAGACAGAAAACUUUCCAAAAAUCUAUAACAAUUUAGAUAUUCUUGAUGAGGGAAUUCACAAGUUGAACCUCAAAUGGCCGCCAAUGGAUCUUAGCAAAACAAUUGUGUCUCUACAGAAACGACUUCUCUCAAAGAUUGCUUCUGGAAACACAGAAGUCACAUUUACCAACAAAAGAUCUAACAUUUUUCUCCAGUCAAAGGAAAAGAUCUCACCAAGACAAGCUUUGGAACAGGACCAUGAUGUGUCCUCUCAUUCAAUCUCCAAAAGAGGCGUCUUUCAUCAAGCAUCUUCAGAUUGUGAUGAAGAAUUUGUAUCUGGAUUGCAUCAGCAGAAUUGCUUGAGCAUUCUGAGGAAUGUCAAUUUGACAUUUCCACCACUUUUCUCUUCAUCAUUUGGCCGCCAUUCACUAAAAGGCAAUGAGAAGUAUAAUUCAGAAACCUAUCAUCCACAUGGAACAAAAGGAAGAAACGCCACACCUAGCAUACCAAAACCAUCCUGGAGGUGCUUUACAUAUGAAGAAAUUGCUCAGGCAACCAACAAUUUUAAUCCUGAUAACAUUGUUGGCAGAGGUGGGUAUGCAGAGGUUUACAGAGGAGAUCUCCAGGAUGGGCAGAUGAUAGCGGUGAAGAGAUUGGCCAGUGGAAGCACAGACGAACAAAAGGAGAAAGAUUUUCUCACAGAACUGGGUAUAAUUGGUCAUGUUUGCCAUUCAAAUACUGCUUCAUUAAUUGGUUGCUGCAUUGAGAAUGGCCUGCAUCUCAUCUUUGACUUUUCACCCUAUGGUAGCUUGGCUUCUGCUUUGCAUGGACCAAAUGCCCAACUUCUGGAAUGGCCAAUCAGAUACAAGGUUGCAAUUGGCACAGCAAGAGGGCUUCAUUAUCUUCACAAAUGCUGCCCACGGCGGAUUAUUCACAGAGAUAUCAAGGCCUCGAAUGUUUUGCUUGGUCCAGAUUUUGAGCCACAGAUUUCAGACUUUGGACUGGCAAAAUGGCUUCCAAGGCAAUGGACACAUCACUCUAUAACACCUAUUGAAGGAACUUUUGGGUAUUUGGCACCUGAGUAUUUUCUGCACGGAAUAGUUGACGAGAAAACAGAUGUGUAUGCCUUUGGAGUGCUCUUGUUAGAGAUCAUUACUGGGAGGAAGCCUUCUGAUAUCUCUGAGCAGAACUUUGUAUUCUGGGUAAAACCUCUUCUGGAGUCUGGAAAUAUUUCAGAGCUAGCAGAUCCUCGACUCGGUGGUCAAUAUGAUAUCCAUCAAAUGCAAAGAAUGGUUCUUACAUCAUCUCUUUGUAUAAGGCAGUCUGCAAUUUGGCGUCCAUCCAUGAGUGAGGUGCUGCAGCUGCUAACAGAUGUGCAGAGCCCAGAGCUAGUAGAAAGUUGGAGACUCCCAGCUUCUAAGACAGAUGAAGUUGAUGACUACACAGAUUUUGAUGAACAGGAGUACAGCCAAAGACUCCAAAGUAGUUGUCCCUCAUACUAGCUGACCCGUCUAUGUACCAUCUCAAAUUGGAUAUUGGAGAUUAGUGUGCCUCGUGAUUCCUUGUUCUACACUCAACAAAAAAAAUUAAUGCUUUAAACCAAAUGACUCUCAAUAAGAGUGUCAGCCAAAUAAUUGACUGAAGACUCUAGUAAAUGAUCAUUUUCUUUAUUUACAUGUAAAAUAAUUUAUUCUAUUCAUUUAAAUGUAAACUUAAUUUAGUGACA
This is a messenger RNA of Cryptomeria japonica (Japanese cedar), 2575 nucleotides long. RefSeq names its product probable receptor-like serine/threonine-protein kinase At5g57670. The transcript is spliced from 11 exons. Gene Ontology annotation, molecular function: protein kinase activity; ATP binding. Lineage: Eukaryota; Viridiplantae; Streptophyta; Pinopsida; Cupressales; Cupressaceae. Bases 432 to 2351 code for a protein of 639 amino acids. Gene Ontology annotation, biological process: protein phosphorylation. The record is from RefSeq and is a predicted model, not a curated record.